Pneumocystis murina B123 is the source of this 359-nucleotide messenger RNA. RefSeq lists its product as hypothetical. The record is from RefSeq and is a predicted model, not a curated record. The coding region runs from base 53 to 268 and encodes 71 amino acids. NCBI's taxonomy places the organism in Eukaryota, Fungi, Ascomycota, Pneumocystomycetes, Pneumocystales, Pneumocystaceae. The transcript is spliced from 3 exons.
AAAAAUUUACUUAUUAUUAUAAGGAUUUACUUGUCUUUUAUAACAAGAUAAUAUGGUCUCAUUAAGUAAUUUAAAUAAGGCAUUUAGUGUAGAAAUUGAAGAUACACCUAUUCAACCUAUGCAUCAAGGAAACUUAGAUCUUCAACGUCAACUUUUGAAGAGAAAAGUUAUAUAUGGAGGAAAUAUAGCAUCUCCAACAGAUGAUCUUAUGUCUCCUACUACAGCUAAAUUGCAAGCUCAUAAACAAAAAUACUAUGGAAAGUAUUAAUUUAAAUAUAUAAGUUUUAUAUAUUUUUUAAAACUUUUAUAGGGCAAAGCCUCAGUCAUUACAAAAUAUGUUUACUCAAAUACAAUCUGGU